This is a messenger RNA of Lampris incognitus (smalleye Pacific opah), 1015 nucleotides long. RefSeq names its product sorting nexin 10b (gene snx10b). The transcript has 6 exons. Lineage: Eukaryota; Metazoa; Chordata; Actinopteri; Lampriformes; Lampridae. The record is from RefSeq and is a predicted model, not a curated record. Bases 100 to 768 code for a protein of 222 amino acids. Gene Ontology annotation, molecular function: phosphatidylinositol binding. Gene Ontology annotation, biological process: intracellular protein transport.
CCGUGUUUGCACGGUGAAACCCGGCGGGGCUGCAGCAGGGCGACUGAACGCUCGCAGCACAGUGGACUCAGACGAAGAAGAGGAACGAGAAGAAGAAGAAUGAGAGGGGUAACUGAUAACCUGGCAGAUCAGCAGGUCGUCAGUGUGUGGGUACGUGAUCCACGGAUACAAAAACACGACUUCUGGCAUGCCUACAUGGACUAUGAAAUUUGUCUACACACCAGCAGUGUGUGCUUCACCAAGAAGACUUCAUGCGUGAGGAGGAGAUUCAGUGAGUUUGUCUGGCUCAGGCAGAAGCUUCAAGGAAACUCGAUGCUCAUGGAACAGUUACCGCAGCUGCCCCCGAAGAACCCCUUCUUCAGCCUGAACAACGCGCAACAGAUCUCGAGAAGGAUGAAGGGGCUCCAGGGGUUUUUGCAACAGAUCCUCCAGAACCCCCUGCUGUUGUCCGACAGCUGUCUACACCUUUUCCUGCAGUCGCAGCUCAGCGUGUGCAAGAUGGAGGCCUGCGCUGCCGGGAGAACCCGUUACUCGGUGGCCCAGGCCGUUCAGCGCGGCGGCUGUUCCCUAAGGCGCUUCUAUUCUGAGGAAGAGCUGCAGAAGAACCUCAGCACGUCCUGUGACUUUAACUCGGACAGCUCGGCGUUCACGGACGCGGAGACCGGCAGCGGUGACAGGACGUUAAACACAGCAGACAGCACGUCCCCGCUCGACGUAAUAAAAAGCAACCAGGGGGAAAGACUCGGCUGCUCGUCCGCCUCUCUAUGAAAAUACCACAACAUUUGCACUGACAGUAAUACGGGACCCUGCGGCUCGUACGCCUCUCCCCAAGGCCGCAGAGGAGAAAACGGCUUCGUUGCCCUGGCUCCUGCUGAACUUUUGAGGCGCUGUGGCGGUCUCACAGCGGAACUAAGUUACUGCGCCGUCGUCUUCUGUUUUUAACUGUAUAUAUCGUCCUCGUCUUUCGACCGACGCACUCGGCAGUACUCGAACUCCGCGCGUUGCUAUUAAUAAA